Messenger RNA from Glycine soja, 2858 nucleotides. RefSeq names its product serine/threonine-protein kinase dst1-like. Gene Ontology annotation, biological process: regulation of MAPK cascade; intracellular signal transduction; protein phosphorylation. The transcript is spliced from 19 exons. Bases 187 to 2577 code for a protein of 796 amino acids. The record is from RefSeq and is a predicted model, not a curated record. Gene Ontology annotation, molecular function: ATP binding; protein kinase activity. Lineage: Eukaryota; Viridiplantae; Streptophyta; Magnoliopsida; Fabales; Fabaceae.
GUUAAAUUGAUACAAAAAUGUUGUACUGGUUGGCUUAUAGAGUCCAGGAAAUCCCAUACCCAUACGACAAAGCAGCCCAAAACAGAAUAGGCCCGACAUAAGCCCGCCAAACAUCGCAUGCCAGCGGCGGUGGCAAGUCGCGAGUGAAAGGAUUGAUUCCCUUUUCACCCUCUCGGAGUGAAAAAAAUGGAUCGGAGCUCUUUCUCACCGGGUACGGGAAAAACCCGAACCAAACCCGACAUAUACUCUACCUUCGUGGUCCACGACGACGACGACGAAGACUCCUCUCUUCCUCCGCUCCUCAGGCGCCUCCCCAAGGACUUCGGCGGCGGAGCGCCGCUGGACUACGACGACGACGAAGACGAAGGCGCCGGCGACUUCGGCACAAUGAUCGUGAAAUCUGACCGGAGUCGGCAGCGCGACCGGUCGUCUUCCGGCGUGGCUUCGCCGGCAUGGAAGGCUCGGAAUCCUCUUAACAGAUUCGGCGCCGAGGAUGACGGCGAUGAGGAGGACGACGACGAUGGCGGAGGAUUCUCGACGUUCGUUGUGCGUUCGACGGUGAAGUCCGGCGAGAGAGAGUCGGUGAGCGGAACCGUGGUGCGACGGACCAGUGGCGGCAGCGGCGGUCUCGGUGUCGGUUCCACGAUGGAGAGAGCGGUGGCGAGCAUGCAAGGGAUGGGAGAGUUUGGAUUUGGAAAGCAGAGGAAGGGAAGUGGAUCUUCGCAGAACGAUGAAGGAAGGCAUCAAUCGAUAACGACGAAGGUUUCGACGAGUUCGAUCCCUGAUAGUGUUACUAGAGAGGACCCUACGACCAAAUACGAAUUGCUCAAUGAACUUGGGAAGGGGUCCUAUGGGGCUGUUUACAAAGCAAGGGAUCUGAGAACCUCGGAGAUGGUUGCCAUCAAAGUAAUAUCGUUAUCCGAAGGGGAGGAGGGUUAUGAGGAAAUCCGUGGUGAGAUUGAAAUGUUACAACAAUGUAAUCAUCCAAAUGUUGUCCGUUAUCUUGCAAGCUAUCAGGGAGAAGAGUAUCUUUGGAUAGUGAUGGAGUAUUGCGGUGGUGGUAGUGUUGCUGAUUUGAUGAGCGUGACUGACGAGCCACUUGAUGAGGGUCAAAUAGCAUAUAUCUGUAGAGAAGCACUGAAGGGUCUUGAUUAUUUGCACUCAAUUUUUAAAGUCCAUAGAGACAUUAAAGGUGGGAAUAUCUUAUUAACUGAACAAGGAGAUGUCAAGCUAGGGGAUUUCGGUGUUGCUGCACAGCUUACAAGGACUAUGUCAAAACGCAAUACGUUCAUUGGAACUCCUCAUUGGAUGGCUCCAGAAGUUAUUCAGGAAAGUCGCUAUGAUGGAAAGGUAGAUGUUUGGGCUCUUGGUGUGUCUGCUAUUGAAAUGGCUGAGGGUGUUCCACCAAGAUCAUCAGUACAUCCAAUGAGGGUUUUAUUCAUGAUAUCAAUCGAACCAGCUCCGAUGCUUGAGGAUAAAGAAAAAUGGUCUCUAUAUUUCCAUGAUUUUGUUGCUAAGUGCCUAACAAAAGAAUUGCGUCUCCGCCCUACUGCAUCUGAGAUGUUGAAGCACAAAUUCUUUGAAAAGUGGAAAAGUGGAUCUGCUGCAAUGUUGCCAAAACUAGAAAAGGCAAGGCAAAUCAGGGCUUCAAUGGCUUCGCAGGUGCAAGCUCUUCCAGUUACAUCAGAAGAUCAGGAGUUAGAUUCAAAACUAAAUGAUGAAUAUGGAGAUACUGUGCCAUCCAGACCUCAUAACAUCGGUGUUGAGGGGGCUGCUGAUCUCUCUUCACAUGGCACUACAAGGAAGCUACAUAAAGUGGAAGAUGUAGACAUGAGUGAAGGCAACUUUGGCACUGUUAUAAUCCAUGGAGAUGAAUUACAUAAGACCACACAAGAUGCAGAUUCUGCAGUUUCUGUAUCUGCUCUGACCAGUGGCACAAGAGGCAGAUUGACUGACUCUGGGAUUGAGAGUCAGAAAGUUGGUAUUAUGAACACUGCCUCUUUUAGAGGAUAUAGUGCUACUACCAAUACCAUUCAAUCGUCUUUACCUUAUGUUAGUAAUUCAGCUGAGCAGAGCCUCAAAACCAAAGGUACUCAUCGAGCACAAGCUGGAAUUGGUGGUGAUAUAAGCAAUAGCAUAUUCAAGAAUGAAACAGUCAGCCAUAAAGCAUUUGCUUUACAAGAUAAGCUUUGGUCCAUUUAUGCUGCCGGUAAUACAGUGCCCAUCCCAUUCUUAAGGGCAACAGAUAUAUCACCUAUUGCGCUUCUGUCAGACAAUGUACUUGGUGGCAUACAACAGGAUACUGGUGGAACUGGAACAGUGGAAGCAUUGCAAGAGCUUUUUAGUGGUGAUGGACAGUCCAAAAAGGGCAGGAGAGGACUAAAUGAGCAGAUGCCUUUUCCUCCAAGCAUUUACCAAAGAUUGACAUCAAGUUCUACUCUAAUGAAUUUGGCACAGGCUUUAGCUUACCAUAAGAUGUGUUAUGAAGAUAUGCCGCUGCAGGAGCUGCAAGCGACCCAGGAGCAGCGGACUAUCCAAAAUCUAUCUGACACCCUUCGAACCAUUCUUCGGUUGUAGGUCAAUGGCAUAGAAGCAGUAGCUGCCUUUCAUUUAUUAUACAUAUUUUUAGGUGUAUAGUUGUGUAACUAGUACCCAAUGUUUUGUUGGUUUCUUUCACUAUUUUCCCUAGUUUUGGUAAGUAAACCCUAGAAGAUUUAGGAUUUUGUAAGCUGCCACAUAGUUGUAUGUAAAUAGUGUAUGCAUGGCUUUCAGCUAUUGUUGCAUUUGCGCACGUUGUAGUCACUAGUGGGAUUUUUAAAAGGAAUGCAAGAAAUUUGUCUACCAUAUUUCAAUUACAA